Rhodotorula graminis WP1 is the source of this 5679-nucleotide messenger RNA. RefSeq lists its product as uncharacterized. Bases 1 to 5679 code for a protein of 1892 amino acids. The transcript has 14 exons. Gene Ontology annotation, biological process: protein deubiquitination. Gene Ontology annotation, cellular component: nucleus; cytosol. Lineage: Eukaryota; Fungi; Basidiomycota; Microbotryomycetes; Sporidiobolales; Sporidiobolaceae. Gene Ontology annotation, molecular function: RNA binding; cysteine-type deubiquitinase activity; cysteine-type endopeptidase activity. The record is from RefSeq and is a predicted model, not a curated record.
AUGGCCGCCCCAUCGCCCGGGCCCUCGCGCCAGCCGACGCCGUCGUCGUCGAGGUCGCUGUCGGCGUCGGCCGCCGCUCACGCGACCCAGGCCAGCAAGCUCAACCCCAACGUCGCGAGCUUCUCGUUCGCCCACAACGACCCUCAGCACUCGCACGCCGCCCACCAGGUCCACUUCCAGCCGCACGCCGUCCCCUCGUCGUUCGCCCCGGGGGCUUACGACGGGUCUUUCCCCAUCUCGUCGACCGCGCAACACGCAGCGAGCGCCCAGGGCGGCAUGUACGGCAUGGCAGCAGCAGGCGGUGGCUACCACCACUACCCGAUCAGCAGCAGCGGCAGCGCGUACGGCGCCGGCCCGAUGCAGCAGCACCAGCAGCCUCCUCCUCCUCCUCAAGGGUGGGCCGCAAAGGGUCCGCAGGGCGGCUGGGGCCAGCAGCAGCAGGGCGAGUACGGCCAACAGCAGCAGCAGCAGCACCACACCAUGCACCACCACCACCCGCAGCAGCACCCGGCCCACGCCCAGUCGCCCUACUUCAGCCAGCACCCGCCACCUCCUCCGCCGCCGCCGUCCCAGUCGAGGCUACACGCCGGUCCAGGCGCUCCGCCCAACGGCAUCUACCUCCCGCUGCAGCACAACGGGCCCCACCAUCUCGCCGCCGCCGUCGCCGCCGCAGGCUACCCGCCCGUCGGCGCCGCCGGGUCCGCCGUCUCGCCCGUCCCUGCCGCGCUCCACCUCCCGCCCGGUGCGGCUGCCGCCCUGUCGCCUCACCUGCAACAUCAGCAACCCCCUCCCUCGAUGCACCCGCACGCGUCGGCGGCGCUCCUCCCUCCCUUCUCGCCGCAGCGACCUCACCCGUCCUCGGUCGCGCCCCAGAUCCUCCCUGCGCCCUCUCUGCCCGUCUCGCCCGCCUCGCCGCUCCCUCCACCCUCGCACGUUCCCCUCGUCGUCCCGCCAUCGCCUCUCCCGCCCGCCUCGACCUCGUCCACCGCGUCGCCCGCCUCGUCGGUCGCGCCCAUCCGCGACGAGCCCAUCACCGUCGCGGCCGACGUGCCGCACCCCGCGCCCUCGGCGCUGUCGGGCACGCCGCCUCGGCCCACCCGCCGCAGGAGGAGCCGCCUCCCGCCGCCGGCCGGCCUCCCGGCGCUCACGUUCGCGCCGGGCCUGCGCCGCCCUCGCGGGUUCGCCGCCGCCUCGUCGGCCUCGUCGUCGUCCAAGGCGCACGACCAGGCGCAGACGACCCGGUUUCGCGUCGCCGACUCGCUGAAGAAGAGCGUCGGCGGCGGCGGCGGCAAGAGCACGCCAUCGACGCCGAGCAAGCCCGAGGCUCGCUCGCCGACGCUCGCGCCGAGCGCGCCCGCAGCCCCGGCGGCGGCGUCGUCGUCGGCGCCUGCGCCCGUGGCGGUGCCGCAGACGCCGAAGCAGCCGGCUGCCGAGGUGUCGGCGCCGGCAGAGCCCGCGGAGCCGCCUCGUGAGCCUUCGACGCCGGCUGCCGCUCCUGCGCCUGCGACGCCCGCGGCCUCGUCGGCGCCCGCACCUGUACCUGUCGCUGCAGCCGAGCCUGCGACGCCGAGCGCGCCGACGCCCCUGUCGCCGAGCGCCGCCCCGGCGACGCCCAAGUCGCCCGCCGGCCCGCCCGUACGCAAGUCGUGGGCCGACCUCGUGCGCCCUCCUCCCGGCUCGGCGCCUCCCUCGCUCUCGAACGGCCUGUCGCCCAUCUCGGCCUCGACCUCGUCCCUCACGUCGCCGCCGACGCCGCAGCCCCCCGCAGGGUCGCUCGCCGCGCUCCUCGCGCUCCCGCUCGCGCACGCCCACUACCCGGCGCCACCCGUCCCGCGCGGCCUGAUCAACAACGGCAACCUGUGCUUCGCCAACGCGAUCCUCCAGGCGCUCGUCUACUGCGGCGACCUGUGGAACCUCAUGGGCAUGGUCGAGCGCGGGAGCAAGAAGGACCUGAGGGAGGCCAUGGGCGCGAGCGUGACGGGCGCCAAAGAAGGCAAGGGCGAGAAGAGCGUCGUCGAGGCCAUGAUCGCCUUCCUCGCCGAGUUCCGCAACGCCUCGUCGUCGACCGCGCCCGCGUUCGACCCGUCGCAGAACACGUCGUCGUCCGCCUCGGCCUCGGCGUCGGCGUCGGCGUCGACCUCGGGUGCGACGACGCCCAAGAACAACAACGUGCACCCGCUGUCGUCGUCCGUCUCGUCGUCGUCCGGCGCCAACCACCCGAACCUGUCCGGCUCCGGGUCGGGCUCGACGCCCGCCCCGCUGUCGCCGACGCCGAUCCACGACGCGCUGCGGCACAACCCGCGGUUCGACGCCAUGCGCCGCGGCACGCAGGAGGACGCCGAGGAGUUCCUCGGCUUCUUCCUCGAGACGCUGCACGAGGAGGUGCUCGGCAUCCUCGAGGAGCAGGAGCGCAAGGAGAAGAAGGGCAAGGCCAAGGAGGAGGCGGGCGCGGGCGCCGGCGGCGGUGGGGACGAGGGGUGGAACGAGGUUGGGAGCAAGGGUCGGGUCGCGACGACGAGGACGACCGAGACCAAGGAGUCGCCCUUGGGACGCAUCUUCGGCGGCAAGCUCCGAAGCGUGCUUCGGUGCCCGGGCCAGAAGGACAGUGUCACCAUCGAGCCGUUCCAGCGCCUGCAACUCGACAUCCAGCCCGAGCACGUCCUCAGCAUCGAGGACGCCCUGCGCAACCUGACGGCGUCCGAGUCGCUGCCCGACUUUGUCUCGUCGCGCGGCGUGCGGACCCAGGACGCGACCAAGCACGUCCAGCUCGACGCGCUCCCGCCCGUCCUCAUCCUCCACCUCAAGCGGUUCCUCUUUGACGAGGUCGGCGGCGUCCAGAAGAGCGGCAAGAAGGUGGCGUACGGCACCGAGUUGACGAUCGACGAGCGGGUGCUGUCGGCGCCAUUGCGGCAGCAGGUCGGCAAGGACGGCGCGCGGUACGAGCUCUUUGGCGUCGUCUACCACCACGGCCUGUACGCGUCGGGCGGGCACUACACGGUCGCCGUUCGCCGAGGGUACCACUCAUCGCAGUGGGUCGAGCUCGACGACACGCACCUGUACCCGUUGUCGCCCGCCGAGGUGUCGGUCUCGCUCGCGCAUGCCAAGUCGCGGCGGUGGGAGACGGCGGGCGGCGGGCCCGCACGGAGCGGGAUCGAGGACAGCGAGGGCGGCGACCACAACGAGCGCGCCGUCGCCAUGCCGUCGCCCGGACCCUCUCCGCCUCCCGACUCGACCUCGCUCCCUUCCACCUCGACGACGCCCACGCCGACCUCGCGCGCACCUCGCCCAGUGGCACCAGUACCCGUCGAGCUCGAGCCGUCCCAGGUCGCCGUCCGCCGAGCCGUGUCGGGCCCGGUCGCCUCGUCGCCUUCCUCGCCUUUCCCCUCGUCCUCGCUCUCGCCCAUCUCGCACCCGGCGCCCGUGCGGCCUAGCCCCCUCCACCCGCACCGCGUCCAGCAGCACCCGCCGAGCCCGAUCAACGGCGGUCCCUCGCCCUCGAACCGCCACCUCGCGCCGCCUUCGCCCGCAACCUCGCUCGCCCACCUCGACGUGCCCGCCUCGCCCACUACGUCGACCCCGAGUCGUCCCGACGACCCGGUCACGAGCCUCGGCGGGAGGAGGACGCCCUUCUUCAUGAUCGCGCCGCACGUCGAGUGGACAGGGCGCGGGCUCGAGCGGCACGAGGAGCUCGAGGGACGGUCGGCGAGUCGCGGUGCCGGGUCGAGCGGUGUCGGCGGGCCUGCGCGCCGCUUCGGCGUCGGUGGCGAGAACGACCGCCCGGGCGAGGAAGGCGAGGCGAGCGGGCCGCGGUUCGACGCCGAGGAGGGACCGAGCGUCGCAGGCCGUCCGGGUCGUCGAGUCGAGCCCGCCGCUCUCGCUCGCAACGUUGCCGAGGUCAACCCGCUCGACCUCGCCAACCUCGUCACGGCCCUCACCUCGCGCGUCGACGAGCUCGAGAGCUUUGUGGGCGACCUCUCGCACCGACUGCACGUCCUCGAGACGACAGCGCCCCAACUGGCGGCCCAAGGCGGUCCGCCGACGACCUUCCUCCCUCGCCACCACUCUCUCGUGCCACGUUUCGCCUCGCCGAUGCCGCGCUCGAUGCCGCCUUUCCCUCCUUCAUUCCCGCACACCUUCCCCGACGGCAGCUAUCGCGCCGAGCAGCACCACCACCGCGUCAGCCCCAACGGCGACGAGUUCACGCCUCCUGCCUCGCCGCAGGUCCACCCGCAGCAGGGCAGCCCGGCCUUGUCGCGCACGUCGUCGCUCCUCAGCUCCUCGUCGUCGAGCGCGCCUCUCGGUCGUCACGCGCCUCGCGAGCGCGUCGCCUCGUUCGGCCCACUGCACUUUUCGCCGUUCGAGGCGCACUCGUCGUCGUCGGCGCCGCAGCCGGUCGGCCUCGGUCCCGCCCGUCAGCCGCCGUUCCACCCCGGCCUCGCAUCUUCAGCGUCGUCAAGCAUGGGUGGAUGGGCAGGAGGUGGGUCGAGGGAAAGGAGCGCGAGCAUGGCGGACUUGUCGAGCGGGAGCGGAGGAGGGUCCGGGCGCGAGGGCGUCGGCGUCGACUUCCAGGCCGAGCAGACCGCGUUGCACCACCGCUCGAUCUCGCUCGGCGGCCCGUUCUACCCUCGCCCGCCUCUGCUGCGCCAAGCCCCUCUGCCCAACUACCGCGACCUGCUCGACACGGACGCCGACAUCGACUGCGAGGGCUUCGUCCGCCGCAUCCUCGCGCACAACGACCAACAGUGCUCACUCUUCCUGCAGCAGCGGGUCCGGGGCACGUCCCAGGAGAAGCGCCAAGAGCUGUUUGACGCCAUCGGGCGCCACGUCCUCGAGCUCAGCGUCAGCAAGUUUGGCAACUUCCUCGUCUCGCGCUGCCUCGAGACGGGCGACUCGGCCCUCGCCCAGGCGUACGAGGACGCGCUCGUCGAUCACUUCCUCCAGCUUAGCCUCGACUCGUUCGGAUGCCACGUCGUGCAGAAGCUGCUCGACUGCGGCGGGUCGACGACCAAGGACAAGGUCAUCGCCGAGCUCCUUCCGCACCCGAACGUCCUCACGACCAAGUCGAGCGUGCACGUGGUCAACCGCAUCUUGACGACGCCCAACUCGCCCGCCUUUUUCGAGCGCCUCGCCGACCUCGGGACCGGCCAGUGGGCGUCGAUCGUCAAGGACGACGGCGGCUCGCUCGUCGUGCAGCACAUGCUCGAGGACUGGGCGCCGACGGCGUCGAGCGUCGUCGCGAGGGAGAUCCUCGACGGGCUAGACGAGGUCGCGAGGACGCCGAGCGGGUCUUUCAUCGUCACGCACCUGCUCGACCGCAACACGCUGCCGUUCUGCGUCAAGACGAUGCAGCACGCGCCGCAGCUCGCCCUCCACCCGUUCGGCGCCAAGGUCGUCGACAAGUGCAUGCGCAGCAGUCGCGCAGGGCCGGCCGGCAUCGGCAAGUUCGUCCGCGACAUCACGACCUCGAGCGGAGACAAGCCACCUCUCCUCGUCGGCAUCGCCUCGCACGCCCAGGGCGCCCAGCUCCUCGUCAACCUCCUCACCGGCCACGCCGCUCCCGACCGCGACAAGGACACGCUCGGCCGCACCAUUCUCGAACAGGAGGGAGCUUUGAUCGGCUUGGGAGGCCCGCACGGCGCGAGGGUCGUCCGGCUGUGCAGGACGGCGCUCGUCGGGUGA